UCCAAAACUUCUUUCAUAAACCAAUACUUAUUCUCACGCCGGAGGGUGGUUACAGGAAUAACCCCAUUCCUGUAACGAGUCCUAACGGUGUUUCUGUUUUACAGCCAAGCGUUCGGGUCACUAAUCAUUGAAGCCGUAGGUGCUGCAUAGGUGGUUGCUUCAAUGGAUUGGCCCGAAGCAACAAGAUAUAAAGCAGUUAUAUCUGCUCAAAGACAUAGGCAAGAGAUUAUUCAAGAUUUGUACACCACAAGGGAUGGAGAGCCAGGAGGAAUGAUUAUGGAGCUUUUGCAGUCUUUUAAUCGGUCAACCGGAAGAGCACCUGAGCGUAUUAUAUUUUACAGAGACGGCGUAGGUGAGUCACAGUUCCAUAAUGUUAUGGUGACUGAAAUGGCCAGGAUUCGCUCGGCUUGUAACACAAUGAAGUAUUACCCAAGUUUUACAUAUAUUGUAAUGCAAAAGAGGCACCACACUUGUUUUUUCCCUGCUACUCCGGAGAAUGUUCUCAGGAAUGGCAAUAUCUUUCCAGGAACUGUUGUCGAUACACACGUGUGUCAUCCACAUGAAUUUGACUUCUAUCUGUGUAGCCAUGCUGGCACUAAGAAGACCGAAUACCGAUUGCUUGAAUCAGACUGCAUCCCGAAAGCUUGAAUCAGAGACGUGAACGUGGAGAUCCUAUUGUUCAAGGUUCAAUUUUAAAGUUUUUAGGUCAAACUGUUAGAAAAGGUCGUUGGUCAUUGAAACCCAACGGUUUGGUCAUCUCAUGCGAUUAAACUUGGAAGCCGAAGCAGAUGAUAUCGUGAGGCAGAUAAAACAUGGAUUUACGGUUAAAACCAUAUAGAUACCUAGCAAUAACACCCGUACGCGUUGCGGCGCGGGUACACCGCAAGUAUUGAACGGGUUAGUCCAUAUGUUAUGUUAUGCGUUAAUUAUAUGAA
Helianthus annuus (common sunflower) is the source of this 935-nucleotide messenger RNA. Its product is annotated as protein argonaute 1C-like. Gene Ontology annotation, molecular function: nucleic acid binding. The record is from RefSeq and is a predicted model, not a curated record. Gene Ontology annotation, cellular component: cytoplasm. The coding region runs from base 163 to 648 and encodes 161 amino acids. The transcript has 7 exons. Lineage: Eukaryota; Viridiplantae; Streptophyta; Magnoliopsida; Asterales; Asteraceae. Gene Ontology annotation, biological process: regulatory ncRNA-mediated post-transcriptional gene silencing.